This is a messenger RNA of Onychomys torridus (southern grasshopper mouse), 825 nucleotides long. Its product is annotated as zinc finger protein 431-like. Gene Ontology annotation, biological process: regulation of DNA-templated transcription. Bases 1 to 825 code for a protein of 274 amino acids. The transcript has 4 exons. NCBI's taxonomy places the organism in Eukaryota, Metazoa, Chordata, Mammalia, Rodentia, Cricetidae. The record is from RefSeq and is a predicted model, not a curated record.
AUGGAUGGAGAGCAGAUCCUCAACCUGUCCUCAUGGUACAUCGCCUUACGUUCAGGAAGCAGCUUGUUGGGCAUCACCCAGAAGUGGAUAGCUGCAGCAUUUCAACUCCAUUCUGAGACAAGCCUGAAAGAUACUGGUGAUUGGGAAAUCUUCACUGUGGGCAGUACACAGGGUCAUACAUUGACUUCAGCUGAGAAGGAGUUCAAUAAUCAAAAUGCAGUUACCUAUAUUGAGGUGCAUGUCGACAUCACUCAGGAAGAGUGGGCAUUGAUGGAUCCUUCACAGAAGAAUCUCUACAAAGAUGUGAUGCUGGAGACCUAUAUGAACCUCAUUGCUAUAGGCUACAAUUGGGAAGAUCUUAAAGUUGAAGAACAUUGUCAGAAUUGUCAAAAACAUGGAAGGCAUAAAAGAACACGUACUGGAGAGAAACCCUAUGAAUGUAAUAAGUGUGGUAAAGCCUUUGCUCAUCACAAUGCUCUUCGAUUACAUGAAAGAACACAUACUGGAGAGAAACCCUAUGAAUGUAAACAAUGUGGUAAAACCUUUGCACAGCCCAGUCAUCUUCAAGUACAUAAAAGAACACAUACUGGAGAGAAACCCUAUGAAUGUAAUCAGUGUGGUAAAGCCUUUGCUCAACACAGUGCUCUUCAAUUACAUGAAAGAACACAUACAGGAGAGAAACCCUAUGAAUGUAUACAAUGUGGGAAAGCAUUUGCACAGCCCAGUCAUCUUCAAGUGCAUAAGAGAACAGAUAUUAGAGAGAAACCCUAUGUGCCCCUGCCAGCAGGGUUUCACCAGGGGCCACCCACCUGUGGGAGUGAAUGA